GUGAAAUGUAGAGAGGAUUCGAGGAAUGUCGUGUUUGGCGUUUUCUACUUUAGUCAUUACCCGUAAGGCCGUAACUCGUAAAACGUUACGUAUAAUAUAACUAUGUAAGUACGUGCCACUGGUGCAACCGGUAUGUACUAUGUUGUAGACAGAAUCUGAUGUGUAGACUGACCACUCGGAAGUCACAUUAUGACGCUGAUUUAAUCAAAAUAAUAUUGAACCUAUAUUAUGUUCAAUGAUGUUGAUUUAACCACAGAAUAGAUAAAAUCUAUUCUGUGAUUUAACUGGCAUUGAUUUAAUUAUCAUGUUUUAUGUGAUGAUAAACUGCGACGAAAGUUUUUCUAAACAACGUUUUAUGCCUGCAUAUAGAUAAAUGUAAAAUGUCUGCCUUUCCACAAGUUGAGGGUUAUCAAAUAAUCAAAAAUAUUGGAAAAGGAAGCACGUCAACUGUAUAUCUAGCUCACGUAAAGGAGAAACCUAAAAGUAUGGUUGCUAUAAAAGUUAUUGAACGCAGUAAAUUGUCCAAGAGUGCGGAGGACGCCGUAGUAACUGAAAUAGGGGUGAUGAAAAAAUUUAAACAUAAACAUAUUGUUCAAAUGAUUGACUUUAUAUGGGAUCGUAAAAAUAUUUACAUUAUUUUGGAGCAUUGUGAUGGUGGUGAUUUGUCAACAUUUAUUAAACAACGCAAAAAACUAUCUGAAAAAAUAUGCCGUAAAUUCAUGCAACAAUUAGCAUUAGCUUUACAGUUCUUAAGAUCUCAUAAUGUUUGUCAUCUUGAUCUCAAACCACAGAAUCUACUCUUAAUGAGGUCACCACAACUAACUCUGAAAGUUGGAGAUUUUGGUUUAGCAAAUUUUAUGAGUGAAAAAACUCAAAUGGAAAAUAUUCGUGGUUCACCUUUAUAUAUGGCUCCUGAAAUGUUACUACUCAACCGAUAUGAUGUUAAAGCGGAUCUUUGGUCAGUUGGAGUGAUUGCAUAUGAAUGUAUAUUUGGACGUGCUCCAUAUGCUUCAGAUUCUAUUAAAGACUUAUGUGAGAAGGUUAAAAGAGUCUCACCAAUAGAAAUACCACCUAAUCAAGUCAGUCCAGAGUGUAAAGAUUUAUUAUUAGGUCUACUUAAACACAAUCCAUCUGAGCGUAUGAGUUAUCACCAUUUUUUUAAGCACCCGUUUGUAGACUUAGAUCAUUUGCCUACUACUGAAUCAUAUACUAAAGGGCUUGAAGCUAUUCACCAAGCAGUAAAACUAGAUUCUGAAAAGCAAUAUAAAGCAGCAUUUAGUAAAUAUUGCACAGGUCUACAAUAUUUGAUUCCUUGUUGUCAAAACGAACCUGAUAAAAUUAAAAAAGAAGCAUUUCAAAUAAAACUGAAUGAGUAUACUAAACGUGCUGAAGAAUUGAAAGCCACUUUAUAUGUUUCAAAGAUCAAAAUAAAUAGUGAAGAAAAAACAGACAAAUCUUCAACAUCAUAUGAUGAUGACCGUUAUCCAACAUUAACAUCGUUAUGUCAAAACACACCUCAAUUAGCUAAUGCUGUAGAAAUUGCACUAUCUGGUCAGAUGUAUUUAGUUGAAGGACAAUAUGAAGCAGCCGUUGAAAAGUAUAAAAUUAGUUUGAAUUUGUUGGAAAAGCUUUUGGAAAAAGAACCUCCGGGUAUUCGUUAUAAUUUACUUAUCAAACAGGUGACUGAUUGGACAAGUCAGUGUGAAAAUGCUAGGUUACUAUUACAGUCUAAGGAUGACAAUGUUAAUGAUCAACUGGUUGAUGUUCCUGAUGGAUUUUCUCCAAUAUCCAAAGGUAAUUGCCUGUUAAUGAGUUGCACAUGUUUGAUUUUAUGUGUUGGCAUUGUUUGUAUGUCAAACUUGAAAUUAUUUUAGUUAAAUUUAAUCAAUGCUAUCUGUGAAUUAAGAGGGUACAACAGUAAUUAUUUUUAAGAUUUUGGUGUAUGAGUUGUUUUCAAAACAUUGAGUAAAAUUCAAAUUGAAGAAUAUUGCAACAUUUAAUGAAAAUUGUUGAUAAUUUUCAUAAUGUUAUUAAACUAUUAAUUUGAUAGCUGAUUGCUGCAUAGUCAUAACAUUUUUGCUUGGCGAAUUGACUCAUAUAGUCAUAUUUAUUUCAAUAAACAGAGUAUUAAUUUAUAACUUUAUUGUUACCAAUUAUUGAAUUAUAUGGUGAUAAGUGGUUAUAAUUAACAGACAACUGUUGAUUUAAAUUACUUUUCAAGUCUAGAACACACCUUUAGUUGUUAUAAAAAGUUACUGUUGCAUUUUCUUAAGCUUAAGAUUUGCUUAAUAUUUUGUUAUAAUAUUUCUAUCAAGAAGACUGAAAAUCAUUUUAAAUUGUAAAAAUGUAAAUAAUUGAUGCAAAUUUUAUUUAAUAUUUUACAAAUAUGUUCAAUGUCUAUUAAUGUUCAUAAUGUAUAAUUCAUUUAAAAAUUCUUUGUUAUUUUUGU
This is a messenger RNA of Diuraphis noxia (Russian wheat aphid), 2449 nucleotides long. RefSeq names its product serine/threonine-protein kinase ULK3-like. Gene Ontology annotation, cellular component: cytoplasm; autophagosome; phagophore assembly site. Gene Ontology annotation, molecular function: protein serine/threonine kinase activity; ATP binding. The record is from RefSeq and is a predicted model, not a curated record. NCBI's taxonomy places the organism in Eukaryota, Metazoa, Arthropoda, Insecta, Hemiptera, Aphididae. Gene Ontology annotation, biological process: peptidyl-serine phosphorylation; autophagy of mitochondrion; piecemeal microautophagy of the nucleus.